Messenger RNA from Electrophorus electricus (electric eel), 1213 nucleotides. RefSeq names its product dickkopf WNT signaling pathway inhibitor 1b (gene dkk1b). The record is from RefSeq and is a predicted model, not a curated record. Gene Ontology annotation, cellular component: extracellular region. Gene Ontology annotation, molecular function: receptor antagonist activity; co-receptor binding. Gene Ontology annotation, biological process: negative regulation of canonical Wnt signaling pathway; multicellular organism development. Lineage: Eukaryota; Metazoa; Chordata; Actinopteri; Gymnotiformes; Gymnotidae.
ACUGCAGCAGCUCGCAGCUCGCCUCGGAACCCGGACCGCUGGCAGGAGUACCGGAAUAUCCACCCGUUGUAGUAGGUUACUAUGAUCCUUUUCCUGUUUGGCGCGUGCCUUGCUCUGGUCAGAUGCACGGACCUCACCACAGCAGGCAGCGUUUUGCUAAACUCAAACGCCAUUAAGCUCGGUCCAGCUGUGGCAGUCAGCGCGAGCCCAGUCCAAGUCCUCUUUGACAGCGGGAAUCAGAACUUUGCCAUUGAUACGGUGCAGCCUUUCCUGUGCGUGGCCGACGAGGACUGCGGAGACGAGGAGUUCUGUUUCUUGUCCCGCGGCGCUUGUCUUCAGUGCAAGAAGCGCAGAAAGCGUUGCAUCCGGGAUGCUAUGUGCUGCCCUGGCAACCACUGUAGCAAUGGAGUGUGCCAACCAGAUGACUUUGUUCUACAAGCUGGAGCAGAAGGACACGCGCUUGUCAGCACUCCGCACAACAACACCACCACAGUGGUACCACAGCUAGAAGCAACUCAAAACAUCAAAGGUCUGGAGGGGGAGAACUGUCUGAGGUCAUCGGACUGUUCCGAAGGCCUGUGUUGUGCCCGUCAUUUUUGGUCAAAGAUCUGCAAGCCUGUUCUGAAGGAGGGCCAGGUCUGCACCAAGCACAAGCGCAAAGGAACUCAUGCCCUAGAGCUCUUCCAGCGCUGCGACUGCGGGGAAGGAAUGUCCUGCAAGGUGCAAAGGGGAGACGACAGCAAGUCCUCUCGGAGUCUCCACACUUGCCAGAGACACUGAAGUACAGGUUGCUAGCAAGGAUUGGUUUUUGUUGUUGUUUUGGUUUUGUUUUGUUUUGUUUUGUUUCUGAAAGCUCCUGGGGAGUGGGACCAAUCUAAACAGAGAAAAAGGUGCAGUCGGUGGAAGAUGGAUUUUGGAUGGGAUACUCUGGUUUUUUUUUUUAUUUGUUUCUAUCUCUAAUUCAUGUCAACAUUGCAGAGUAGAUAUAAAUGUUUCUCUAUGAAACUUGGCAUUCAAUGGUUGCAGUACAUUACUGUAUUGUAAAUACUAUAAGGAAGUUGGCACUUAGCUCUGUUUGGUUGUCAACACAAAGAUAUUGAGGAUGCCUCUCACCUUUACCAGUUUAGCGUAAAUGUAUAUACAGAUAUUCACAAUCAUAUAGAGUCUGAUAUAUGUCUAUUUUUAUUCUAAAUAAAGAGAUAAUGAUAUUUGA